AAUGGCGAUAGCAUCAUGGCGACUACCAGCUGACAUCAGCUGUGUGAAUGACAGAACUUGACCUGGUUUGAUUAUCCAGUGACUGGUGCUCACUGUAUUUGCAAGUAAUUGACAGAAUUUACUGUCAACAAGCUUAUGUUUCGACUAACCUAUCUCUAUUUUGUUUCACCAUUUUUAUUCAUCAUAUUAAUAACAAGUAUCAUAUGUUAAUGAUUUUCAUCUGUCACUUUUCUAUUUCUCAAUGUUACUGAGAAUGCAAUGUCCGCAAGAAGGCGGCGUGUCAAUUCAGACCUAGAUAAUGACUUUUCGACUACUGUUGUAAACAAUUAUCAUACGGUCAAUUCUACAUUUGGUGGACAGAACAAUAAUGGGAGAAUAGAUAAUUGGCAAUCGAAUAACGAAGAUACUGAUUACUUUAUACCCCCAAUCGUCAUGACGUCCAGAGAUAGAAGUCAAGAAUUUUCCAAUGCUGUGAAAACCAUGCAGGGUAGGACUGCCAUCAAAGCUGUUGGCAAAAGUCCUUCCCAAGCUAGGAGUUUCCAAAGUUACAAAGACUUUAUGACGAUUGCCAAAAAUAUAGGAAAAAAUAUUGCCAGUACAUAUACCAAGCUAGAAAAACUUGCAAUAUUGGCAAAAAAGAAGUCGAUAUUCGACGACAGGCAGGUUGAAAUAGAUGAAUUAACUCAUAUUAUUAAGACGGAUUUAAGUAGUUUGAAUAAACAAAUAGGACAGUUGCAAGAAUUAGGGAAGGCUCAAAGAGAAACAUCACCAAAGAGUCGUCACAUAGCUUCACACUCUUCAUCAGUAGUAGUUGCGUUACAAUCCAAACUUGCCAAUAUGUCCAAUCAUUUCAAAAGCGUUUUAGAAGUUCGUACUGAAAACAUGAAAGAAGAGCAACAUCGGAGGCAACAAUUUACACAAGGUCGAGUAACCACUAAAAUGCCUCCGAGUGCAAUGUCAGGUGGACAACAAAGCUCUUUAUUGUUAGAAGAACAAGAUAAUUCUGUUAGUAUAAACUUAGAACCAUCGAUGCAUCAGCAAACACAAAUGGAGAAAUAUAUGCGUGAUGAUACAGAUCAAUAUGUCUCAUCAAGAGCAGAAACAAUGCAAAAUAUUGAAUCAACAAUUAUAGAACUCGGAGGAAUAUUUCAGCAAUUAGCAUACAUGGUUAAAGAACAAGAAGAAAUGGUUGAAAGGAUAGACACAAAUGUUGCUGAUACGGAAUUGAAUGUAGAAGCAGCUCAUACCGAAAUUCUCAAGUAUUUCCAAUCAGUUACAAAUAACAGAUGGUUGAUGAUAAAAAUAUUCGGAGUUCUUAUAUUUUUCUUUAUCUUCUUUGUUGUCUUUCUGGCAUAGUUAAUGAUUUUACAGUAAUGGAAUGAGUAAUUGACUGUUAAAAAUUUGGUGGCAAUUUAUUAAUAUCAUAUGCUAUACGAUGCAAUUGAUAUUAUAAAUACUGUAUAAAUAUACAUUUAUUGCAUUCCUUAUGUCUAAUUUUUCUAAAAUACAUAAUUACAAAAUUGAAAUA
Chelonus insularis is the source of this 1528-nucleotide messenger RNA. It is a transcript of the gene Syx5, whose product is annotated as syntaxin 5. Bases 259 to 1356 code for a protein of 365 amino acids. Gene Ontology annotation, biological process: intracellular protein transport; vesicle fusion; endoplasmic reticulum to Golgi vesicle-mediated transport. The record is from RefSeq and is a predicted model, not a curated record. The transcript is spliced from 6 exons. Gene Ontology annotation, cellular component: endomembrane system; SNARE complex; Golgi membrane. Lineage: Eukaryota; Metazoa; Arthropoda; Insecta; Hymenoptera; Braconidae. Gene Ontology annotation, molecular function: SNARE binding; SNAP receptor activity.